Molecule: messenger RNA, 555 nt
Organism: Lactuca saligna
Lineage: Eukaryota; Viridiplantae; Streptophyta; Magnoliopsida; Asterales; Asteraceae
Source: the annotation of a GenBank genome assembly
AUGUUUUUGUCCAUGGAAAAGUGUGAUCCUUCGGCCUUACAAAGAUCAGGAGAAGAAGAUGAAGACACCAUGUCUCUUUCUGAUUUUUCCAUUUAUUGUGACGAGAAUGUUGAAUCUUGGAUAGAAGGGCCAAGUAUGAGUGAUCAAGAUGAACAAGAUUUUGAGUUUUCAAGUGAGAUAGGGAUAACUUCUCAUGAUUUAACGAAUCCCAUUAUUUUUUGUGGGAAAAUUGUUCAUGUUUCUUCCAAGAACAUACAAGAAAAUGAAAACAAGAAGCCACUAGACAUGCAUCAUGGGGGGAGUAUGGAAAGAAAGGUGUCUAUACUUACUUCAAAGUCAAAAUCAAGAUGGUACGUGUUUAUGUUCGGAUUUGGGUCACUUAGAUUCCCCACAGAGAUGCAUAUCAGCGAUUUGAGGAAAAGGAAAAUAUGUGUUCCAACCAAAAGAAAUGACAAUUAUAAGUUUAACAAAGGUGAUCCUAAUGGUAUAGGAAAAUCUAGAGGGUUGAUAAGGUUCUUGGGAUGUUGUGUGGCACCAACAAAAGUUACAAAAUGA